GGCAGCGAGUUUACUUCAUCAUUUCAAUGAAAUAAAGAGAUUGUAACAUCAGUAUGACUAUAAAAGCACCAAUACUUAAAGUUGUUUUACUGGGCAUAUGCACUGUGUCGUUGUACUAUAAUGCACAGCAUUACCAUUUAACACAUGUGCAUGGCAAUCCUGAACCAAUCAUGGAAUUAACGAAACACGGCAAUACAAAAUAUCAAUCUGAAGUGAUACCCAGUGAAACAGAGAACAGACAAGACAAAUCAACCUUGUCUUCAAAAACAGGGCUGCGUUCCGAUCCAGCAUUAGACAAUUAUGAUAAAGUAAAACUAGACAUGAUAUCUACACAAAAUACACUUGGUGUCAAAGGGAAUAAAACCUUCAACUGUGCUAUUAAUUUUGGUGAAUGGCCGGAAGGAACAAAAGAGAAAGUGUGGUUAACAAGCUUUCCAAGAUCUGGAAACACUUGGACACGUCAUUUAUUGGAAGUUGCAACAGGAAUUUAUACUGGUUCAUGUCACAAUGCAAAUGGGUUAUAUAUGCAUGGUUUUAAAGGAGAACUUGAUAAGCCAGGCCAAGGACAAAAGUUGGUGUAUAAAUGCCACUCGGUAAAUAUUAAGACCUUCAAGUUUGGGAUUUUGCUCAUCAGAAACCUAUAUGACUCACUGCUCUCUUUGCAUGCAUUUCACCUGAAUGGAAUGAUGGGCGACCCGAGCCUCGAGUUAUUUCGAAAGAGUACAGAUUUUGUUGAUAUGGUAAAAAAGAAACAUGAAAGUUGGCGGAAUCUAGUUGUUAGCUGGUUCAAAUCUGGGAAUCCAUUUUUGGUGGUACAUUAUGAGGAUUUGGUACAAAACCCAAUACAGAAUGUGAAGAAAAUGGUGAACUUUCUAAAUAUUACACUAACCCCUGAACGACUCAAAUGCUUGCGAAACGACAUUGAAGGUCUUUACCAUCGUCAACAUCCUGCGAAAUUUCAUUUUGAUCCCUUCACUCAAGAGUUGCAUGAAAUCAUAGACGAAGAUAUCCGAGUUGUAAAUGAGCUGUUGAUGAGUAGAAAUGAAACACCAGUACCUCAACCAGCUUAUAACACUGAGCUUUAG
This is a messenger RNA of Saccoglossus kowalevskii, 1085 nucleotides long. RefSeq names its product sialate:O-sulfotransferase 1-like. Gene Ontology annotation, molecular function: sulfotransferase activity. The record is from RefSeq and is a predicted model, not a curated record. Lineage: Eukaryota; Metazoa; Hemichordata; Enteropneusta; Harrimaniidae.